Messenger RNA from Cloeon dipterum, 632 nucleotides. RefSeq lists its product as uncharacterized. Lineage: Eukaryota; Metazoa; Arthropoda; Insecta; Ephemeroptera; Baetidae. The transcript is spliced from 3 exons. The record is from RefSeq and is a predicted model, not a curated record. Bases 127 to 546 code for a protein of 139 amino acids.
CACAAAUUCGGCGGAAGAUUGUUCCAGAGGUGGUAGCUUUGCACUUGAAAACAGUUUACGGGAACUUCAACACUUAUAAAUGGGGCCAGCAGUUUCAUUUGAUGCGCUCUUGUCCUGCCAAAAAGAAUGGGCGAGUGGCAGGGCGCAUCUUGCGGCCACGCGCCGGGCAAUGCUUUCUACGCCGGAAACGACAGAGGCCCAGUGUACGUGGGCAGGGCGCAUCACAAGUGCGACCUGCUGCCCGGCAAAGUGUGCAGAGGCAAAGCCUAUUUCCCGUACGGGGGCGAAGAGAUCACGAAGAUCGACUACGAGGUGCUGGUCGGCAGUAACUACUCCUGGGUGGGCCACCAUCCCAGCGCCCCGCUACCGGGCAACGUCGUCCAUGGAGGCCACACGUCCAGCGGCGAAACCCUCUACGUCGCCAAAGUCAGCCGCGACGGCGUUGACGUUGUGGGAAAGGUCCAUCUCUCGCACGGAAGGGCCUACUUACCCUUCGACGGAAAGGAGCACGGCUAUGAAAACUACAAUAUUCUGGUGAAAAAUUAAAUGCAAAGGACUGCAUCUCCUAAACACUCAGUCAAUAUAAAACACUGUUUGUUUGGAUGAAAUAAAAUUGGAUUAUUCAAUUAUAA